Messenger RNA from Prorocentrum cordatum, 594 nucleotides. NCBI's taxonomy places the organism in Eukaryota, Dinophyceae, Prorocentrales, Prorocentraceae. The record is from the annotation of a GenBank genome assembly.
AUGGCAACGUCACUAUCAUGGUCUAUCCAGCUCCCCACGCCGAUCCCGACGGCGCCCCCGCAGGUUUCCGCAUUUGGCGAUCCGCAUUUGACGAACGUCUACGGUGAGCGAUUUGACCUGAUGCGGCAGGGCAAAGUCUUGCUCAUCAAUAUCCCACGUGGAAAACCAGUGGAGGACGCGCUGCUCGUCGCGGAGGCCGACGUGCGCCGAAUGGGUGCGCAGUGCGCGGACAUGUAUUUCCAAAGGUUGAACAUCACAGGGGCGUGGGCGGACGAGGCGCACGCUGGCGGUCUCACCUUCGAUGCCAAGACGGCGCACGAGGCGGGCGCGGGGUGGACGAAGUUCGGUCCGCUGGAGCUCAAGGUCGUCCGCGGGCGCACGGACCAGGGCGUCCCGUACUUGAACUUCUACGCCAAGCACCUUGGGAAGGCUGGGUUUGCCGUCGGAGGCCUGCUGGGAGAGGACGAUCACACGGAGGCUGCGACGCCCGCGGCAGAGUGCGGCAAACAAUUGUCCCUUGCGCGUCGUGCCGCACCGACGCGUGCAGCGCCGAGUUCGGCUCCGAACUCUGUCGCAAUGGCGAGCUUCGACUGA